AUGCAAACAGAACAAGACCUCGAACCCCAAAAACAAGAAUCCAACCCGCAAAUCAAUUCUCCCCACGACUCAGAUGACGAAGAAUUAGCGCUGAAACCCCAGCCUUCAAAUUCCUAUGACAUCCCAACAUGGCGCAAAUGCCUCAUCCUCUUCGUCGUCAGCUGGAUGACCCUCGCCGUGACUUGCUCCAGUACUUCUCUGUUACCCGCAACACCAGAGAUCGCAACCGAGUUCUCAACCACGUCGGAGAUUCUUAAUGUCACUAAUGCGGGCGUGUUGAUUGCCAUGGGUUUUUCGUCGUGUAUUUGGGGUCCUCUCACCAACCUCUUUGGGCGGAGGAAUGCUUAUAAUGCUGCUAUUCUUGUGCUUUGUGCUUGCUCCGCUGGCACGGCUGUGUCGAUUAAUUUGCAUAUGUUUAUUGCGAUGCGCAUUUUGAGUGGGCUUACCGGGACAUUUUUUAUGGUUGCUGGACAAACUAUUAUUGCAGAUAUCUUUGAGCCGACUGUGCGCGGAACUGCUGUUGGUUGUUUUAUGGUUGGGUCUGUUAGUGGUCCUGCUAUUGGACCCUGCGUCGGUGGAAUUAUUGUCACGUUUGCGCAGUGGCGUAUUAUCUAUUGGCUGCAAUUUGGCAUGACAUUACUUGGACUCAUCCUCUCUCUGCUCUUUGUGCCAAGUAUCCAAGAAAAGAAGCAAAUCAGAGAUCUCGACAAGCGUCGCGGACUCUGUGAAGUGCUCGGCAUGUUCAAUCCCCUGCGCAUCUUUCGUCAUUUCAUCUAUCCCAAUGUCUUACUCGCAUGCUUCACUUGUGGUCUUCUGGCUACAUUCCAAUAUGCCAUUCUCACCUCAGCGCGCUCAAUCUUCAACCCACGCUUCAACCUUACAUCUCCGCUCGUCAGUGGUCUCUUCUAUCUUUCACCAGGUAUAGGCUUUUUGCUCGGCAGUGUUAUUGGAGGCAAGCUAUCCGACCGCGCCGUUAAAAAAUGGAUCAUUAAACGCAACGGUGUGCGUUUGCCCCAGGACCGACUCAACAGUGGCCUUGCAACGCUAUUUUGUGUUCUCCCAGCUGCCACUUUGAUCUAUUGUUGGACUCUGGAAGAAGAGGUGGGCGGGAUGGUUGUGCCCAUUAUCGCUGCUUUCUUCGCGGGCAUGGGACUUUUGGGUGCUUUCAAUGGUUUAAACACAUACUCGGCUGAGAUGAUCCCGCAACACCGCUCAGAGGUUAUCAGCUGCAAGUACAUCGUGCAGUAUAUCUUUGCGGCCGGUGCGACGGCAGCAGUUGAGCCAUUAAUUGGUGUUAUUGGUGUUGGAUGGACAUUUACGAUCUGUGUUUUCUUCGCCAUAAUCAGUGGAUUCUUGGUCCUCAUCAUCACAAAAUGGGGCAUCGAUAUGCAGCGAUGCUAUCUCGACCAGAUCCUGGCAGAGAAUCAGCGACUCAGAGAACAAUCAGUUAUUUCGGCGCAAGUGACCGAGGCAAAUGACCCUACGCGUCCAGAGAGAGGUCCCUCAAGGCAAACAGAUGCCCCAGAUGGAACGGGUAUCCAGAACCCACUUAUUGGAGAUCGGGCCUGGUUCCACCGAUACGAUCCCUCCUCGCCGCCCAUCUAUAUCGGCGAGGCAGCAUGUUCAGCAUUCGCAACUCGGUUCCGAAGGUUCUUGAUGGGCAACAGUGCUAUGCCGCAUAUCCCCAGAACACAGUAUGAGCCUGAAGAGAUCAUUGCUGCAGCCAAUGAAGCCGAUAUUCAAUGGCCGAGUCUUCAUCAUGCGCGGUUGCUGGUUCGGAUCGCAAUUCAUCAGAUUGGGCAUUUGUAUCACCUUAUGAUGCGCAAGUCGACGUUGGAUAAACUGGAGGAGAUAUAUCAGAAGAAAGAGUUUGAUUGCACUGCUAAUAAGUGCAAGUUCUUUGCACUUUUCGCCUUUGGGCAGGCAUAUUCCAUUCGAUCUGAGCCGAAUUCCGGGUCGAGAGUACCUGGCACGUCGUACUUUGCUCGAUCCAUGGGAUUGGUUCAGAUUUUGCCGGAGAGAACAAGUAUCACACACCUGGAAACGUUGCUUUUGCUGGGGCUCUUUUCAUACUAUCUCAACCGGCGACACUCUGCAUAUAUCCUAAUAGGAAAUGCCAUGCGAAUGGGCCUAACCAUCGGACUCAACCACAACAUCCCAGAAUCCCAGCUUAUAGACCCAGUCGAACGCCAACACCGCAUCAGAAUCUGGUGGACCAUCUACAUGUUCGACCGAAUGUGGGGAUCAAAAAUGGGCCUCCCAAUGCAGAUCCUAGACGAAGACAUCCAUGUCGACAUGCCAUCAACAAUAUCUCCACGCUGGCGCCACGAAGAAGAACUCUCCGACACAGACUACAUGACAGCGAACAUCAAGCUCGCCCGAAUAGUCGGCGAAACCAUAACAAAGCUCUACAGCCGGCGCAAAUACCAAGAAACAUUCCUACAGCGUGUGCAGAAACUCCUCAAAGCUCUAAAGAACUGGGUCGAAACCCUCCCGGAAUCUCUCAAGCUCAACAUGGAAGACCUAGAAUCAAGCAAGAAACCCAUCGUCUCACUGCAUAUGGCGUUUAACCAAUGCAUCAUCCUAACGACGCGUCCAACUCUGCUUCACCUCCUAAUGACAUUACGACAACAUCAAUCUGUUGUCAACCCGUCAUCGUCAUCCAGGCCUGUAGCCCAUACCAACGUUCAUGGACCUUCACAUGCACAUACAAACAACGAUGCCGAGACCGAGACCGAACCACUUCUCUCUUCUGCAGCCGCAGAAGCAACAGCUACAUCUGCACCAGCACCGAUAUCAGUAUCCCAACCAGUCCUAACCCUAAGCGAAGCCUGUAUCCACGCAGCCCGCCAUUCCCACUCGAUGAUCCUGACCCGCUGGAUAAACGGCACAAUGCCAACAUUCGGCUACUUCCACGCUCACUAUCUCUUCUCCUCAGCGCUGAUCUUAGCAAUGUCCAGCUUCGUCCCAACCGGGACACCUGCAGAUAUGACCGGGUUCGAUUCUGCCUUGGAUUUAUUAAGGUCAAUGACUGAGAAUGGGAAUUUGGCCGCUGCAGAAUUUUAUCAUAAUCUCGAGCAGGUCAAGGUUUGCUUGGAUUCUUUUCGGGGUGUUGGUGUCGGUGUUGGUGCUGAUGCAGGGGGGAUGAUUCCGCACCCUCGUCGGAGUCAGGGUAAUCAUACUCAAUCGGAUAUGGCGGCUGCAGGUAGUGGUCAUGGCGGUGCGACUCUGCGACAUGCGUCAGACCCUGCAUCGGGACUAUUUGGGCCUGUAUCCGCCCCUGCAUCUCAUUCUCGAUCUGGCCCAAUACCAUCGGUGAUACAAUCGGUAUCAGCCACUACAUCCGAUCUGGACACUCUGCCCACAUCGGCCCCGACACCGCUUGGUACAUCAUCAUCUGUAGGUCCGAUCCUACCAGCGCCGAAUGAGUUACUAGGUCCAUAUGGACAAACAGUUCACAGCCAAGCGACUGAUCCUUAUAGUUUCCCUGCAAGGGAUACUGUCAGCGGGUAUACGACGGAGAUGGCGUUCCUAGAACCGACUAUGCAGGAUUUCUUGGCGCAGUCUGAUAUCGAUCUUGGGCUGUUGCAUCCUGUUGAUGCUUUCUUUAAUGAGGCGGAGAAUCUUUAUACGUGUCAUGAGUUAUGA
This is a messenger RNA of Penicillium antarcticum, 3648 nucleotides long. Its product is annotated as MFS transporter/fungal specific transcription factor domain-containing protein. The transcript is spliced from 9 exons. Bases 1 to 3648 code for a protein of 1215 amino acids. Gene Ontology annotation, biological process: transmembrane transport; DNA-templated transcription. Gene Ontology annotation, molecular function: transmembrane transporter activity; DNA binding; zinc ion binding. The record is from RefSeq and is a predicted model, not a curated record. NCBI's taxonomy places the organism in Eukaryota, Fungi, Ascomycota, Eurotiomycetes, Eurotiales, Aspergillaceae.